Molecule: messenger RNA, 697 nt
Organism: Megalobrama amblycephala (Wuchang bream)
Lineage: Eukaryota; Metazoa; Chordata; Actinopteri; Cypriniformes; Xenocyprididae
Gene: mrps12
Product: mitochondrial ribosomal protein S12
Exons: 3
Coding region: 196-627 (143 amino acids)
Biological process (GO): translation
Cellular component (GO): ribosome; small ribosomal subunit
Molecular function (GO): structural constituent of ribosome
Source: RefSeq, a predicted model, not a curated record
CGUCACUGCUCUGGGAUCGAGGAAGAUUCCUCCGGGGUCGAUGUAUUCAACAUGGCGACGUGCAUGUCGGUAACAUAACUGUGAGGGUGGAAGAAUUCGUGCUCUUUCCUCCUCUGACGGAAACUGAAGUCAGCAUUUAAGCAACGUCGGAUACAUUGUUUUCACGCAACGUGCAUACAUACAGAUGAAUUAACAAUGUCUUUUCUUGGAAGUCUGAGACCAGUGCUCUCGUCUGUUUUGCAGGCAUCGCACUCUGUACCUUUCUGGUCUGGACCCCUCUUCACCAGGACCAUGGCCACUCUGAAUCAGAUGCACCGUAGGGGCAAACCUCCCCCUACUCGCCCUAAGAUCAGUGCCACUUUUGGGCAUCCACAGCUCAAAGCUGUAGUUCUGAAGACCAUGAUCAGGAAACCCAAGAAGCCCAACUCAGCCAACCGCAAGUGUGCACGAGUACGUCUUUCCAAUGGUCAAGAAGCUGUUGUGUACAUCCCAGGUGAAGGACACAACCUCCAGGAGCACAAUGUGGUGCUGGUAAAAGGAGGGAGGACACAGGACUUACCAGGGGUCAAACUCAAGGUGGUCAGGGGCAAAUAUGACUGUGCACAUGUCGUAAAGAAGAAACAGUAAUUACUAUGACUGCGUACAACUGGAUAUAUCUUCAUGACUGUAAUCACAAAUAAACUUGGUCUGAAAUGUC